GUUCAACCUGCUGGAGAGUGAUAUUGAGCAGGUGAGUCAGCUAGCAGCGUUGGUCCAGGCCCAGGUGGAGUAUCACAGACAAGCUACAGAAAUACUACAGCAGCUCUCCAGCAAGGUGCACGAGAGGAUUCGGGAGGCACAGGAUAAACCCAGGAAGGAGUAUGUUCCUAAACCCCGGAUGGUCCUGGAGCUGCUUCCCUCCAGCGACAGCCACAAUGAGGGGCUCAACACCGCCCCAGGCCCCGCUCGCUCCCCAGGCCCCGCCCGCUCCCCAGGCCCCGCCCACUCCCCAGGCCCUGCCCACUCCACAGGCCCCGCCCACUCCCCAGGCCCCGCCCACUCCACAGGCCCCCAACGCACUCCUGGGCGCUCCCCAGUUCCUAUGGACCAGCCGUGCUGCCGGGCGCUGUAUGACUUUGACCCGGAGAACGAGGGUGAGAUGGGCUUCAAGGAGGGCGACGUCAUCACGCUAACCAAUCAGAUCGACGAUAACUGGUACGAGGGCAUGAUCAACGGCCAAUCAGGUUUCUUCCCCAUCAACUACGUAGAUAUCCUGGUUCCACUUCCUCAUUAGGCCGUACCCCCGACCCCACCCAAACCCCCCCCCCUGCCUCUGCCUAACCUAAGCCACGCCUUCUUCUCUUCGCUUAUGUGAGAUGCUUUUCACAACUUUGAGGAACAAAAGACUGCAAUUGUACAGGAUUCUGCUGAUAGACGAAGAAGAGGAGGAGAAUAAUAAAAGAGAGAUGAAGAAUCGUCUGCUUCAUCCCCCUCAGGGGGAUCAGUGUACUUGCAGUGGUGAAUGUCUGUAUUACAGAGGGGAUGAUUUUAGAGAUGGAUUCCUGUGUAGAGCAGUGGAGGCUGCUGAGGGGAGGACGGCUCAUAAUAAUGGCUGGAAUAAAACACAUAAACCCUCCUGUAGGUUUUAACUCCAACCCUGUUCCUACGUACAAGUAAUGUAUUGUCCUGUUUUUAUCUCUUCUACACCAGCAGUCUCAAGCGCUAUCUUUUUCUGCUCGCUCUCGCUCUCUCUCUCUCUCUCUCUCUCUCUCUCUCUCUCUCUCUCUCUCUCUCUCUCUCUCUCUCUC
Molecule: messenger RNA, 1088 nt
Organism: Oncorhynchus gorbuscha (pink salmon)
Lineage: Eukaryota; Metazoa; Chordata; Actinopteri; Salmoniformes; Salmonidae
Product: endophilin-A1-like
Exons: 4
Coding region: 179-574 (131 amino acids)
Biological process (GO): synaptic vesicle uncoating
Cellular component (GO): glutamatergic synapse; presynapse
Molecular function (GO): protein binding
Source: RefSeq, a predicted model, not a curated record